CAAAAAAGUUUAUUAUUGUUUUCAUAAAUUUGGAGUUAAAAAUUAAAGAAACGUCAUCGUAAAAGUUAAGAAUAAGAUGCUUUAAAAGUUCAGUUCAUAGUCUAUAAGACAAAAUGGCACAACCCGGAGUUAUUAGAAAAUUAGAUGAAGAAGUGGUAAAUCGUAUAGCUGCUGGUGAAAUUAUACAAAGACCGGCAAAUGCUCUAAAGGAAUUGAUAGAGAAUUGUUUGGAUGCAAAAUCAACAAAUAUAAUAAUCACAGUCAAAGCUGGUGGGCUGAAAUAUUUACAGAUACAAGACAAUGGUACUGGCAUAAGGAGUGAAGACCUUAAUAUAGUAUGUGAAAGGUUCACAACAUCGAAAUUGAGGGAAUAUGAAGAUUUGCAAGCUAUAAGCACUUAUGGGUUCAGAGGUGAAGCCCUGGCCAGCAUCAGUCAUGUAGCUCACCUCAGUAUACUGACUAAAACUGUAAAUGAUAAAUGCGCUUAUAAAGCGUCUUAUGAAAAUGGCAAGCUCAAGGGGACAAUUAAAGCCUGUGCGGGCAAUAAUGGUACUCAAAUAACUGUAGAGGAUCUAUUUUAUAACGUGUUAGCGAGAAAACGCGCAUUGCGAAGCCCAAACGAAGAGUAUACGCAUAUAAUGGAAGUAGUGGGGGGCUACGCAAUACAUAACAGCAAUGUUAGUUUCACAUUGAAGAAGUUUGGAGAGAAUACAGAUAUAAAGACUCCAAGUAAAUCAUCGGUUGUUGAAAAUGUUCGGAUUAUACAUGGAAAUUCAAUAGCAAGGGAAUUAUUAGAAAUAGAGUUAAAGGAUCCAACAUUGAAGAUGUCGCUACAUGGUUUUGUUACGAAUGUGAAUUAUUCGCACAAGAAAGGCUGUAUGUUGCUGUUCAUUAAUCACAGGCUGGUUGAUUGUGUUUCAAUAAGAAAAGCGAUAGAUGCUGUGUACUCUACAUAUUUGCCAAAGAAUUCACAUUCCUUUGUUUAUCUCAGUAUUGAAUUAGAUCCUAGAAAUGUUGACGUGAACGUGCAUCCAACGAAACACGAAGUGCAGUUUCUAUAUGAGGAGCAAAUUAUAGACAAAAUCAAAGGUUGCAUUGAGAACAAACUUCUCAGUUGUAGCUCUUCUAGGGUUAUGUAUACUCAGGCAAGGUUGCCUGGGGCGAGCGCAGUUGAAGAAAUUGUCAAAAAAACAACAGACGGAGCAAAAGUGUAUGCCAAGGAUUUAGUUAGAGUUAAUAGUGAUGUGCAAAAAAUCGAUAAAUUUUUCCAAUAUGCAUCUAAAAGUGUAACUAAUGAUGGUAUGGUAGAAAAAACCAUUGAAAAACAUGAAAAGAUUGGAAAUUCAGAAACAAAAGAAUGUAAUAUAACUACAGGACAGAUAGAGAAUGUAUGUGAAGUUGAUGAUGAAAUUAUACAAGGGAAAGAUGCAAAAUUACCAAAAAUUACAAUUCACGAAACAAGCGACGAUGACAUAUUAGAAAAUUCACUAAUUUCCGAACCAGACACGAAAAAUAGAGAUGCGGAUAAAUGGAAAGGUCACAUGAAUGUAGAUCAAGCAAAUCUAAGUUACGUGGACCCAAAGGAAUCCUUUAAAACUAGGACGUUUAAGUAUGAAAGAGUGGAAACUAAGUUAACUAGUGUGAAAAAAUUAAGAAUGGCAGUAGAGGAUGCGUGUAAUAGUAACUUGAGGGAAAUCUUGGCUAAUUUAAUAUUUAUAGCUUGUAUCGAUUGCUACAAAUCCUUGAUACAGCAUUCGACGAAACUGUAUUUGUGUGAUACUACGAGAUUGGCUGAAGAACUGUUCUAUGAAACAUUGCUGUACGAUUUUCAAAACUUUGGAUUUAUAAAAUUAACUAAUCCGUUGCCGUUGGAAGAGCUGUUUUUGUUGGGGUUAAACUCUCAAGAUCCUGAAGCCAAUGCCGAAAUGGGCGAUAUUGGCGAUAUGCGAGAAAUGGCGAAGGAAAUGACAAAAUUAUUGAUAGCCAAGAGGGCGAUGCUACAAGAGUAUUUUUCCUUCGAGAUAAACGAUGAUGGAGAAUUGCUUGCGCUGCCAUUACUUCUAGAUGGUCACACUCCAUUUAUGGGUGCCUUACCGACAUACCUGGUCCGUCUGGUCACAGAAGUUAACUGGGAAUCGGAGAAAGAAUGUUUCGACACGUUUAGUCGACAAACAGCUAUUUUUUAUUCUCAACCAAAUCCAAAUGAUUCCAAUGAAGCUAUGAAGUCGGAACAGUGGAAACAGGAACAUAUAAUUUUUCCCGCCAUAAGAAGAUACUUUCUCCCGCCUACUAGUUUUGUUAAUAAUGGCGCUAUUUUACAAAUUGCGAGCUUGAAUGAUUUGUACAAGGUGUUUGAGAGGUGUUGAUGAUUUGAGUAUAUAGUUUAAUUUCGUUGAAUAAAUUGUCGUUUAUAUAAUAUAAAUACUUUCUUGUU
Molecule: messenger RNA, 2434 nt
Organism: Zerene cesonia (dogface butterfly)
Lineage: Eukaryota; Metazoa; Arthropoda; Insecta; Lepidoptera; Pieridae
Gene: Mlh1
Product: DNA mismatch repair protein Mlh1
Exons: 11
Coding region: 114-2366 (750 amino acids)
Biological process (GO): mismatch repair
Cellular component (GO): MutLalpha complex
Molecular function (GO): ATP binding; ATP-dependent DNA damage sensor activity; ATP hydrolysis activity
Source: RefSeq, a predicted model, not a curated record